CUCCUGCAUUUUGCCACACUCGAGUUGCAUUUCAUAUAUAGAUCCUCUUUCCUUGCUAUAUUCAUUCUCCUUCAUUCGAUCUUAAUUUCUCAAAAAGCCAUCAUGGGUGUUUUGACUUUUGAAAAGGAAAUCAAAACUGCAGUUCCACAAGCCACAAUGUUCAAGGUCUUUGUCCUUGAAUCCCACACCUUUAUCCCUAAGAUUGUGCCUAACGUUAGCAUAGAGAUCCUUGAAGGAAAUGGAGGGCCCGGAAGCAUCAAAAAAACUACAUUUACCGAUGGUGGUGAUGCCAAGUAUAUCAAAACCAAAGUUGAAGCAACAGACAAAGACAAUUUCACACAUAACUAUACUAUCAUUGGAGGCGAUCCAUGGAGUGAUAACAUAGAGAAGAUUUCUUAUGAGAUAAAAAUAGUGGCUUCUCCUGAUGGAGGAUCCAUUUGCAAGAGCAGCAGCAAGUACUAUCCAAAAGAGGGUUGUGAGCUCGAUGAAGACAAAAUCAAAGCUGGAGCAGAGAAAGCCUUUGGCAUGUUCAAGACUAUUGAAGCUCAUCUCUUGGCAAAUCCUGAUGCUUGCAACUAAAAAGUUAUUGUUUUCUCCCAAAACAGUAAAAACUUCUGUGUUUGAUUUUCAUGGAGUGCUAUGCUUUGUUUUUUUUUUUUUUCAUGAUUUUCUUUUUAUUUCACUUUUGAAUGGAACAGUUAAACCACUGUUGGCGUGAUUACUAAGAGUAUGUAAUAAAAGAGUUUUGAAUAAACGUCGUGUGGACGUUCUCUAUCAAUCCGACUAAAGAAUACGAGAUCCUGAUAUCAUAUGCUCUUCUGUAUGAUCAGUUACGGCUUCUUUAUGCCACUCUCUGUACUGUCAGCUUGUCUACUCUCAUGUAUUUAAAUUGCUUCUAUUAAUAAAAUAUACUUUUUUUU
This is a messenger RNA of Ricinus communis (castor bean), 920 nucleotides long. RefSeq names its product major allergen Pru ar 1-like. The record is from RefSeq and is a predicted model, not a curated record. Gene Ontology annotation, molecular function: protein phosphatase inhibitor activity; signaling receptor activity; abscisic acid binding. Gene Ontology annotation, biological process: defense response; abscisic acid-activated signaling pathway. Bases 103 to 579 code for a protein of 158 amino acids. Gene Ontology annotation, cellular component: cytoplasm; nucleus. NCBI's taxonomy places the organism in Eukaryota, Viridiplantae, Streptophyta, Magnoliopsida, Malpighiales, Euphorbiaceae. The transcript is spliced from 2 exons.